Fonsecaea erecta is the source of this 1185-nucleotide messenger RNA. RefSeq lists its product as hypothetical. The record is from RefSeq and is a predicted model, not a curated record. Gene Ontology annotation, molecular function: aspartic-type endopeptidase activity. Lineage: Eukaryota; Fungi; Ascomycota; Eurotiomycetes; Chaetothyriales; Herpotrichiellaceae. Gene Ontology annotation, biological process: proteolysis. Bases 1 to 1185 code for a protein of 394 amino acids. The transcript has a single exon.
AUGCGCCGUCUAUCCCUAAUCUGCCUCCUUGCCCCCCUCCUGCUCCUGACGGAGCUUGUCACGAGUGCACCGUCCGGCCCACCCCAGGACAAUCAUCGCCGGUCGAGCAAGUCUCUGCGGCUCAAAACUCGACGAGUCAACAAGCCCGCUCUCCGCCGACGUCAAGAUGACAGUGGUGAUGAGUUCUUGGCCACGACCGGCUGGGAUCCGAAAGAAUUCCAAUACGAGAUCUCAGUGGGAUUCGGCACCCCUCUGCAGGACAUCUUGCUUGUGAUUGACACGGGCAGCUCCGACACAUGGGCAUUCCCGCCGGACUUGUGCAGCAUCACUCCUGGGUGCUUUUGGUCGUUCGACCCGGACCAAUCUAGCACGUACGAACUGGUCAGCAAGGACGCCUUCACCAUCGAGUAUGAGGAGGGCACCACCGUGGCGUCGGGGGACUUUUUCACCGACACACUGAGCUUCGAGAGCGGCGUCCAAGUCGACGACGUGCAAUUGGGAUUGGCGACGGCCAUCACGGGGAAUCUGUCAUGGGGCGUCAUGGGCCUGGGCUUCGACACGGGCGAAUCCAAGCCGUUGUACCCCAACCUGAUCGACAUGCUGGUCAAAUCCGGCACCAUCGACACGCCGUUGUUUAGUCUGUGGUCGUCCUUGAUCGGCCCGGACAGCGGCGGGUUCAUUCUCUUCGGCGACGUCGACGAGACGGCCUACAAGGGCGACAUCACGUGGAGGCCGAUGGUCGCCGACGAGGACGGCACGUACAAGGACUACCUGAUCACGCUGACUGGGUGGGGCACGACGGCCUCGCCGUCGAAGCAACUCACGACGGUCUCGGUGAACGUCGACCUGCUGCUGGACUCGGGCACCACGAACAUCGUGCUCCCACCCGACAUGUACAACAGCCUCGUCGGCUACCUGCCGUUCACGGUGGCCAACAGGAACGUGGACUGCACGGUGCCUCCGGGUUCGGUCGACUUCUACUUCGGCGACGACCUGAAAAUCUCGAUCCCGUUCCAGAGCCUGGUCCUCCCUACCCCGGGGGCCGCGACGGGCUGCGCCUGGGGCAUGGAGCCCGCCAAGGACGGCGACUGGCUUAUUCUGGGAGAUACCUUUUUGCAGAACGCCUACGUCGCGUAUGACCUGGCCAAUUACCGCUAUGGUAUUGCGCCGACGAAUUAUGGGUAG